This is a messenger RNA of Brenthis ino (lesser marbled fritillary), 339 nucleotides long. The record is from the annotation of a GenBank genome assembly. NCBI's taxonomy places the organism in Eukaryota, Metazoa, Arthropoda, Insecta, Lepidoptera, Nymphalidae.
AUGAUAAAUGGACAGGACCCUAUACAUCACUAUUCAGUGAAUAUCAUGUUUUUAUUGGUUCAAGUGAUACCCGUAUUCGUGCCAUGUAUAUUUGCUGACCAAACCUCCGUCGAAGUGCGCAAUCUCAGGGACAUACUUGCCAGCAGACUAUAUGAAAAUACUUUAAGCAAACCAAAUAGAAAUACUGCUCGAGCUUUGCUGACAUUAAUGGAAACUCGCGACUUAUCAUUUUCUAUCUUUCACAUGAUCAACAUCGACAUUUCACUUCCCUUCAAGUUCCUCGCCCUGCUGCUCACCUAUCUCAUAAUAUUGCUUCAAUUUGACAAAGUGCUUAAUCCU